Molecule: messenger RNA, 3228 nt
Organism: Wyeomyia smithii (pitcher-plant mosquito)
Lineage: Eukaryota; Metazoa; Arthropoda; Insecta; Diptera; Culicidae
Exons: 1
Coding region: 1-3228 (1075 amino acids)
Biological process (GO): DNA integration
Molecular function (GO): nucleic acid binding
Source: RefSeq, a predicted model, not a curated record
AUGAGUCGCGAUGAUCUACUAGCUAAAACAUUGAAAGAGAAAAUAAGAGAAUAUGAAUCAAAAGGUUUUAUACGAAAGUUGAGCCCUAAGGAAGUCGCUGAGAAGCACCCACGGAAGUGGUAUUUACCGAUUUUUCCGGUUAUGAAUCCUAACAAGCCCGGUAAGGUUCGGAUAGUAUGGGAUGCCGCUGCCAGAGUAGGCGGACUUUCAUUAAAUUCUGUCCUGCUAACUGGACCAGACCAGCUUGCAUCUUUGCCAUCUGUAUUAUACAGGUUCCGAGAGUAUCGCUGCGCUAUAGCAGCCGACAUACGAGAGAUGUUCCAUCAAGUAGAGAUCAAUGAAGACGAUCAACAAAGCCAGCGGUUUCUGUGGAGAGAUGGGGAUUCAAGGAGGUCUCCUGAUGUGUACAUUAUGAAGGUGAUGACCUUCGGAGCCACAUGCUCGCCUAGUUGCGCUCAAUUUGUGAAAAACACCAAUGCUGCACGUUUCCAGCAACAGUUUCCACGAGCCGUAGCUUGUAUACAGAAAGAUCACUACGUUGAUGAUCUUCUGACUAGUGAAGAGAACGAAGACGAAGCUAUACAACUGGCCUCAGACGUACGGUUUAUCCACGCACAAGGAGGUUUUGAGCUCCAUAAUUGGCUAUCUAAUUCAAAUAAGCUGCUAGAAACGGUCAGCGAGGCAGGCGCUGUCGAGAAAGAUUUAAAUCUCAGCUCCGAAAUGGCAACGGAAAAAGUCUUGGGCAUGUGGUGGAGUAUUUCGUCGGAUACGUUUACGUUCAAACUUUCACCAAAACAUGAUAGAGAACUACUUAGCGGACAGAAGACUCCGACAAAGCGCGAACUCUUAAAAACACUCAUGAGGAUUUACGAUCCCUUGGGAUUGAUGGCUGGUUUCUUAAUGUUCCUUAAAAUUCUUCUUCAAGAGGUGUGGCGUGCAAAAACAGAUUGGGACGCAAAAAUACCGCCAGGGCUGGCAGACAAAUGGAUGGAGUGGUUAAAAGUUUUGCCGCAAGCUGAGAGGCUAAGCAUUCCCCGUUGCUAUCGACAAACUACGACAGCAGCAGAGGAUACCGUUGCUCAAUUGCAUAUUUUCGUCGAUGCAGGACGGGCCGGACUGGUCGCCGUGGCAUAUCUGAGAUUCGAGCAGGCGGGUACAAUAGAAUGUGCCCUAGUAGGAGCGAAAUCUAGAGUUGCCCCCUUGAAAUAUGUGUCGGUUCCGCGUCUUGAGCUGCAAGCCGCUGUGAUCGGAACACGCAUGGCUGCUAGCAUUGCCGCAGUGCACCGCGUGAAGAUAUCUGAGAGAUACUUCUGGACGGAUUCUCGGGACGUUAUUUGCUGGAUCAUAUCCGACCACCGACGAUAUUCUACAUAUGUUGCACACAGGGUUGGUGAAAUAUUAGAAGCCACUGAGCCAGCCGAGUGGAAUUGGAUUUCAACACGCUUAAAUCCAGCGGAUGAAGGCACAAAGUGGCAGAAAAUACCCGACCUUACCGCAUCCGGUCGUUGGUUCACCGGGCCUGAUUUUCUCAAAGAACCAAAAAAUCAAUGGCCGGUGAAUAAGGAGAAUGUUGGAACAACCGAUGAAGAGAUUUUAUCAAAUGUGCUUCACCAUUAUGAGUACAUACCCAUAAUACGUUUCGAGCGAUUUUCUAGAUGGAAGCGCCUUCACAGAGCUGUGGCAUAUGUAUUACGGUAUCUGUCCUAUCGACGCAGAAAAGUUCGUUCCCCACCAAGUGCUAUACCGUUCACCCAGGAAGAAUUACAGCAGUCAGAAUGGUGUAUAUACCGUCAGGUGCAAAAGGAAGCUUUCUCCGAAGAAUAUAACCUUUUAAUCAACCGCAACGCACCAGAAACUAAAAGUAUAUUGGCAAAAUCCAGUAAGCUCUACAAAUUAAGUCCGUUCGUUGACCAUGCUGGAGUCUUAAGGAUGAACAGCCGCAUUAAAUCGUGCCAGUUUAUUGCAGAUUCGGUCAAAUAUCCUAUCUUACUACCCAAACGGCACUAUUUGACAGACCUAAUAAUAGCUGAUUACCACUGUGAAUAUAAACACCUAAAUCAUGAGACAGUGAUAAAUGAAAUUCGUCUCAAAUUUCAUAUUCCGCAGCUUCGCGCAGCAUGCAAACGUGUCAGAUACAAUUGCCAAAUGUGCAAGAUACAAAGAGCUAAACCAACACCUCCUAUGAUGGCGGAGCUUCCGGUGGCGCGAAUGGCUGCAUUCACUCGUCCGUUUUCGUAUACUGGUGUAGACUAUUUUGGACCAAUGUCAGUAGUAGUCGGAAGAAGAACAGAGAAACGUUGGGGUGUUCUAAUGACCUGUUUAACAGUUAGAGCUAUUCACAUCGAAAUCGCACAUUCUCUUUCCACCGACUCGUGUAUCCUAGCCCUAAGAAAUUUUGUGGCCAGGAGAGGGGCACCAAUUGAAAUCUUCAGUGAUCGCGGUACAAAUUUUAUUGGGGCAGGACGUAUUCUACGAGACGAGCUGCAAAAAGUGGACCAAAAUAAAAUGAUGGAGCACUUUGUAAGUCCGAAUACCAAAUGGACGUAUAACCCCCCCGCUGCUCCACACUUUGGGGGAAGCUGGGAGCGAUUAAUCCAAUCGGUUAAAAAGAUCCUGGACCAAAUAAAGCCAAGGCAACUUCCGACUGAUGAGCUACUAAGAAACAUGCUGUCUGAAGUCGAAAUGAUAAUUAAUUCAAGACCGCUUACGGACGUACCGAUAGACGCAGAUUCUUCGUUUCCCCUAACACCGAAUCACUUCAUCCUAGGGUCUUCCAAUGGUGCCAAACCCCCGAUCGCAUUUAAUAACAAUACAGUUUUGUUAAACAACUCGUGGAAGGCGUCGCAAGCCUACGCAGAUGAAAUCUGGAGACGUUUUAUCACGGAGUAUUUGCCAACACUCACGCGAAGAUCAAAGUGGUUUCAACAGACGCGACCAAUACAGGUAGGCGAUGUUGCCGUCAUCGUAGACAACCGCCUUCCAAGGAAUUGUUGGCCGAAGGGACGAGUUAUAGAGAUCGUCCGUUCUAAGGAUCGACAAGUACGGCGAGUAACAUUGCAAACAUCCCAAGGAAGAUUGGAGAGACCUGCAGUGAACAUCGCAAUACUGGACGUCGGUUCCAGUUCGAGUAAGUCGGACCAAGGCCACGACGUACUGGGGGGGAAUGUCACCCUGUCUGUGACGAACCAACAUUCAGCGAGUUCCCCUGGUGCUACCAAUUCACAAUAG